This is a messenger RNA of Jatropha curcas, 1927 nucleotides long. RefSeq names its product beta-amylase 3 (gene BMY3). Gene Ontology annotation, molecular function: beta-amylase activity. NCBI's taxonomy places the organism in Eukaryota, Viridiplantae, Streptophyta, Magnoliopsida, Malpighiales, Euphorbiaceae. The record is from RefSeq and is a predicted model, not a curated record. Gene Ontology annotation, biological process: polysaccharide catabolic process.
ACCUCACCAUUUCCUCCAGAACUCGUUCUUUAUUCAUUGCUGCCAUUUCAAUUCUAUCUGUCCUAAAUUUUUUCUCGUUUAAGAUUCGAUUCGUCUUAUCCAAAUUUAUAAUUUCUUUUGAGAUUCUUUGCGAUGGAGGUUUCGGUGAUCGGAAGUUCUCAGGCAAAUAUUUGCAGAAGCGAAGUAGCGUACAAAGAGCUAAGGUUCUGUAUUCCUCGAAGAAACAAUAGUGUUUCUUUCUUUGAUCUAAGUAAGAGGUCCAGAAAGUCUGGGCUUCGCCUCACUUUAAAUGCUAUACGAGUGGAAACUUUAAGAUCCGACAGCCGAUCUGGUCCUCAAGCUUCUUCAAGAUCCGAAUCGCUGGAUGGUGUAAGAUUAUUUGUUGGGCUGCCUUUGGAUGCAGUUUCCGACUGCAAUACAAUUAACCAUGCAAGAGCAAUUGCAGCAGGACUUAAAGCUUUGAAAUUGUUGGGAGUUGAAGGCGUGGAGAUGCCUGUGUGGUGGGGAAUAGCUGAGAAGGAAGCGAUGGGAAAAUAUGAAUGGGAAGGCUACCUUAAUCUUGCAGAGAUGGUUCAGAAUGCAGGUCUCAAGCUCCAUGUCUCACUCUACUUCCAUGCUAAUAAACAACCUAAAAUCCCACUCCCUCAGUGGGUAUCCCGGAUUGGUGAAUCGAAGCCUGAUAUUUUCUACACGGAUAGAUCGGGGCACCAUUUCAAAGAUUGCUUGUCAUUGGCUGUUGAUGAUCUUCCUGUUCUUGAUGGGAAGACUCCUGUCCAAGUUUACCAGGAAUUUUGUGAUAGCUUCAAGUCUUCGUUCUCGCAUUUCAUGGGUUCCACGAUCACGGGUAUCACAAUGGGACUCGGACCAAAUGGUGAGCUACGAUAUCCUUCUGAUUAUCGCCUACCCGGCAGUAGCAAAGUCUGUGGAGCAGGGGAAUUUCAAUGUUACGAUAAAAAUAUGCUUGACCUUCUUAAGCAACACGCUGAUGCAACUGGAAAUCCUUUAUGGGGACUCGGUGGUCCUCAUGAUGUGCCAAGUUAUUACCAGUUACCGAACUUUAACACCUUCUUCAAGGACCAUGGAGGUUCAUGGGAGUCGCCAUAUGGUAACUUCUUCCUUUCCUGGUAUUCAAGCCAGCUCUUGUGUCAUGGAGAUCGCCUCCUUUCCCUUGCCGCUGGUGUUUUUGAUGAUGCUAAUGUGAGAGUUUAUGGCAAAGUCCCGCUUGUGCACUCUUGGUACAAAACCCGUGCUCACCCUUCUGAGUUAACUUCAGGAUUCCAUAACACAGUUAGUAGAGAUGGCUAUGAACCAUUUGCAGAGAUGUUUGCAAGACAUUCGUGCAAAAUGAUCUUACCAGGAAUGGACUUAUCAGAUGAGCAUCAGCCGCAAGAGUUCUUGUCAAGCCCUGAGCUGUUACUUGCACAGAUUAGAAAAGCUUGCAAGAAGUAUGGGGUCAAGGUUUCUGGGCAGAACUCAUUGGUUUCUAAAGCACCCCAUCACUUCGAGCAGAUAAAGAAAAACGUAUCAGGUGAAAAUGUGGUAGACUUGUUCACUUAUCAGAGAAUGGGAGCUGAAUUUUUCUCCCCGGAGCAUUUUCCCUCCUUCACGGAGUUUGUUAGAAGCCUUAAUCAACCAGAAAUGCAUGCAGAUGAUCUUCCCGAGGAAGAGGAAGAAGUUGCUGAAUCUCUACAGACAAGCUCAGAAUCAAGCGUUCAAAUGCAAGCAGCUUAGUAUGAGUUUUGUGUAUAUAUGAAAUAUUAUUUCCGGUGAUUGUAUCAAAACAGAUUGUAUUAGUUAAAGCAUACAAGAGAAGUAGUUAUGAACUUGUAAUUGUGAGAUAUUUACUUGAUUAUACUUCCCCUUGUCCACAACUCAUAGCCACUAUUAAGCUUUGGCUCCUGAGUAGAGAUUUUCAGAAAACUGGACA